Molecule: messenger RNA, 2418 nt
Organism: Morchella sextelata
Lineage: Eukaryota; Fungi; Ascomycota; Pezizomycetes; Pezizales; Morchellaceae
Exons: 3
Coding region: 1-2418 (805 amino acids)
Source: RefSeq, a predicted model, not a curated record
AUGGUGGGAACUCGGUCGGGUAAGAAUAAGUCGGCAUUAGCCCAAGCGGGAAGGUCAUCUCCGAAGAAAAGAAUGGAAUGGGCCGAUAAGGAGGGCCCCUGGGUUUUGUCGAUUAGCAGAGCAGCGUGCAUAGCAGAGGGGUAUGCGAAAAAGAGCAAAUUUACUGGCGCCGAAGUUAAGUCCUUGCUCGGCAUUACGCCGGCCCAAUGGAGGAACAUGUUCGAAGCCGUGCACGACUACUUUGUCGAAAAUGCGAUUGCCAGCAGAACUAUGACAACAGACGAGCAAUGGGACGAGGCCGUGAGACUCCUGCUCAGUUAUCCGCCCUGGAAUAAAUUCAGACGCCUGCUUCAACAGCCGGAGGAAGAUUGCACCUUACAAGGGGCCUUGAUCAAAGUCUGUGUGAGCAGUACACUCCAAGAUCUUGCCAAACGUAAGUCUGCUGAGGAUAGAGAGAAGUUCUCUGAGGCACUCAAAGAGAAGGAGCGUGCGGCGAAGUCAGCGAAGGCGAAAGCAGCGAAGAAGAAGGAGACCAAGGGGAAGGCGACCGACACAAAAGGCAAGGGCAAGCAGCGCGAGACGGCGCCAACUCGCAGUUCGACAAAGAGGAGCAAGCAGGCCCAGGUGCCUCUGCCCGACGACGAGGACGAGGUCUACCCUGACAUUGACGAAUUUGCCUCGUCGGAAGACGAAGCGGAGAAGCCGAGGGACAAGGCAGACGUCGGAGAUGAGACGGACGACGAAGAGACACCCGAGGAAGCCGACGAGCCCUUCUCGGCGAAGACCCGGAAGGUCGAAAGGGCACCAUAUCUUACUGAUCGGCCUAUCGGCAUUUCGCAUUGUUUCCCCUCCAAAUACCGCUUUGAGCGACUCGGAGGGGCGAAGUUGGGACUACGUCUGAAGCCUUGGGAAAUGCCUAAUUGGACUCCAAGAACCUUUGGUGGGCAUCCCUACCUGACGUUUAGUUCACUUCCCGGUCCGUAUCUAUCGGAGGUCGUGAGGAUGGUCAGGGGGGUACAACUAGACCCUGAAACCCGCGGCGGUGCUUCUGACUUGCCACACCCCGCGAUACGCCAUUUGGUCGGGUCUCUUGUCCUCGACGAGGAGUUUUUCAAGACCGCGUCGGGUCAAUAUCGUGUUUACCGGCCGUUACCUGAACAGGUCAUCUUCCUACAGUCGGACAAAGAUGUCAGAGUAUGGCUCAAUGCUUGUAAAGUUGCACCGCGACUGAGACUAUUGGUGGUUUAUAAUGAGCGCGAUAAAAACGCCAGGCAGACUCCACCGCCGCUGUCAUUCCCCUACUUUCACGGUGACUGGGAGGUGCUGAUGGACAAUCAGUUGCGGAUUGACCGGAGAGCCUCGGGCAUCAAGGCCGAGGAGACAGGAACUCGUUGGGGGAAACCGACGAAGAGGAAGAGAAGUGAGAUUGUGGAGGUGAGUGAUGACGACGACGACGACGACGCUGACGACGACGCCGACGACGACGCCGACGACGACAACGAAGGCGAGGGUGAAGGUGGAGGGUCGAGUUCCCGUAAAAAGCCCAGAGGAGAGAACGCCGGAGAGGGCAGCUCGAGCAAGGCGGGCCCGAAAGGUAAAGCAGGGGGCAGCUCGAGCAAGGCGGGCCCGAAAGGCAAGGCAGGGGGUAGCUCGAGCAAGGCGGCCCAGAAAGACGACGAUGAUGGCGACGACGAUGACGAAGAGCGCGAGGAGGACGAUGACGUCGACGACGAGGAAGAAGAAGAGGAGGAGGACGAGGAAGAAGAGGAGGAAGAAGAGGAGGAGGAGGCCCCAAGGAGAAAGAAGACAAAGACACCCGGGCUCAAGACGCCGGCCAAGACGCCGCCAUCAAAGACACCCGGGCCCAAGACGCCGGCCAAGACGCCGCCAUCAAAGACACCCGGCCCGAAGACCCCGGCCAAAACACCUGCUCAGACUACUGCUGCCGAGCGAGGAGGGAAAAGGUCGAGAGCACACCAUCUGUUCGAUGAGCCUGCUGAGAGCCCGCCCUAUGAGAGUGAGCAGGAGGAAGAGCAAGGGGACUUAAUACCAGAGUACGAAAGCCGGGCCACUGGUUCACAAGCUGACAGCGCUCCGGAGUCUGAAAGAACUACGCAAGAUGAGAUGCCCGGCGAAGAGCCUGCCGGGGAAGGUAGUUACGUUGAUGGUGGCCCUGAUGGGGGUAUUACUCCCGGCGGGCGCGGGGACGAGUCAAUCGAUAUGGAAGUGGGUUACCUUACCGAUGCAUCGACCAGUUCGAUUGAAGUGGCUAAGCUCCAAACAAUUCCCCGUCUUCCCCAGUCCCCCCACCCCCAAAUCUCCCCUCCCCCCACUAUCAUCAACCUCCCCGACAUCCCUGCGAAGGGCUGGACUUCCGUCUCUCGUCCUGCGACUCCAAAGAAACUUCGUUUCGAGUAG